Molecule: messenger RNA, 822 nt
Organism: Laccaria bicolor S238N-H82
Lineage: Eukaryota; Fungi; Basidiomycota; Agaricomycetes; Agaricales; Hydnangiaceae
Exons: 3
Biological process (GO): regulation of cyclin-dependent protein serine/threonine kinase activity; G2/M transition of mitotic cell cycle
Cellular component (GO): centrosome; cytoplasm; cyclin-dependent protein kinase holoenzyme complex
Molecular function (GO): cyclin-dependent protein serine/threonine kinase regulator activity
Source: RefSeq, a predicted model, not a curated record
GAAGCAGACGCGAAAGCCGUUCCUGAAUUCAAAGAAGAGCCCGUUGAACUCUGGGAUGAUCUCGAUGCGGGUGACUGGGAUGACCCCUUCAUGGUUAGCGAGUAUGUUGUGGAGGUGUGCAAGUAUUGGAAAGAGCUCGAGGUCGAGACGCUCCCUCAAGGCGAUUACAUGAAUCGUCAAGCCGAGAUCACCUGGGAACAUCGCGGUAUUCUGGUUGAUUGGAUCCUCCAAGUCCACGCUCGCUUCAACAUGCUACAAGAAUCAUUCCUCCUCUCAGUCAACGUCCUUGACCGCUUCCUCUCCAGACGUCAAAUCUCAAUUGGCAGACUCCAGCUCGUCGGCCUUGCGUCUUUCUUGAUCGCUACGAAGUUUGAGGAGACCUACGCGCCCUCCGUAGCAGAGAUGGUAGCCCUUGCUGACAAGCAGUAUACCGCUGAUGACAUCCUCAAGGCGGAACGGUAUAUUCUCAAAACUUUGAAUUGGGACUUGAGAGCUCCUGGCGCGAUGAAUUGGUUGAGAAGGGGGAGCAAGGCGGAUCAUUCUGAGACCAAGGCGAGGACUAUUGCGAAGUAUCUUAUUGAAAUUGGGUGCUUGGAAUGGAAGUUGGUGGCCGUUGUGCCGUCGUUGAUUUCUGCGGCUGCUUUGUGGCUCGCUAGGCUCACUUUGGGACGGGAUGAAUGGACGCCGAAUCUCGCACACUAUACCACUUAUUCGGAGGAGGAGAUUUUGCCGAUUGCGAAUAUUAUGUUGGAGUAUAUCCUGACCAACCCGGUUCAGCAUGAAUCACUGUACAAGAAAUUCUCCAGCAGGCGAUACUUUAGG